UUUUUUUUUUGAUAUUCAAACUUUAAAGGCUGUCUUUCAAUCAUAGUUAGGAUUAGUGAAUUGUUAAUAUUGAGGAUUAGUUAAAAGUAAUUCCAUUUAGUGGACUGACAGAUCAUACAUCUCGUGAACAUCAGUCCACUCAGUUUGUUACUUUUCAAAAGGGCUGGCUGUGGGGUUAUGUAAAUGUGGUUUUCUACUUACUUUGUGUAUUUGCUUUGUGAGCAUUUUUGGGCUAUUGCCGACCAUAUCAUUCUUUUUCCUUUACUGUCUACUUUCCUUUUUUUCUUUUUUUCUUUAAUACUGAAUCUUGUUUAUCAGUUUAAGCAGGAUCAUUUCUUUGAAUUCUUGAACAUUAUCAUCAGUCUCUAUACAUGGCCACUGAUACUGUUUCAUCUGAUCAUCCUACUACUGCCUUUGAGGUGUUUAAGUGGUAUUCUAGGAAAUGUCUUUCACCCAGAUGUGUGCUAAAAGUUUAAUUGACAAAGGCAUAUGACUCUAUUGAAUGGAGUUUUCUACAAAUGAUGCUGGCAGAAUUGGUUACCCUCACAGAUUCAUACACUGGACCAUCGCAUGUGUUACCUCAGUCUUAUAUUCUUGGUGUUAAAUUGAGCGAUGACAGAGGCUUUUCAUGGGUAGAGGGGAAUUAGACAAGUUGUUGUAGUGUGGAAGAAGUACAGAAGCUGAUGCGAAGUGAAGCCUAAAGCUGACGAACCAGCUCCAACAAUAGUGGAAGAAGUAAAGAAAGCUGAUGAAGAAGAGAUGCCGACGAACCAAGGAACCUACCCCUGAACCAGAAGCUCAAAGUAUGCCCGAUCAAGUUGCUGACAUUACCAAAAGUGAACCAGAGGUCCAACCAGAGGCUGGAAAUGUUGAAACUCUAGACAAAGAAUCCAAAAUAGAGCCUGCUGAGGAAAAGUCUGAGCAGCAGGCAGCAACAGUUGACAUUGUGGAAACAUCAAUUGUGGCUGUUGAGGAAAAGAAGGAGCAAGUAGAUUUAGAGGCCAGUGAACAGCAAAAAGCUAAAGAGGCAGAAGUCCCGAAAGCAGAACCUAAGGAAGAAGCUUCACAACCAACUCCCAUUGUAGAGGAAAAGCUAACUGAAGCUACUGAAAAAAUGAGCAAGAAGCUGCUGAGGCUGUUGCCAGAAAUGAACCAGCGAUUCCAGUAGAUAAGGUAGAAGAGGCUCCAAAAGAGGAACCUGUUGUUGCAGAGAGCUCAAAUCAAGUAGCAUCAACUACUUUACAAUCACUAAUGCAGAAAAUGGAUGAGGAAAGUUGCUGGAGACAAUACUGUCAUUGAGGAGAAAGAAAAGGAAUUGCUUCCAGAGGCUGCAGCUGUUGACGCACCACGAAAAGAAGAGUUUAAAAAUGUCGAAAGAGAAAUAAAGGAUGUGAAAACUGUUGGUCAAGAUGAGAAGGAGGAGAAAAGUAUUGUUAAUGAGGAGUUAGCUGCACCAGAAGCAAAGGGAGUCGAAACAUCUGAAGUCACUGAAAAGGUCUCAGAAUUGGAGAUUGCUUCUAGUGACAUCAGACCAAUUACAGAAAAUGGGAGCACAAAGGAUGACACAAGUCCUACAACUGAAACCAAUGAAGUUGCAGAAGUACACAAGCGGGAAGCACAUUCCUCCAAGCCACGUAAGUGCUGAGUUUGUUUUCAAAACUGUUCCAGAUUUUAAGAAGAAAAAAAGGGAUAUUGAGUUUAAAAAAAGCUUUCUAUGCACACAAGGAUAUGAUAAUAAACACUCAGUUGUUAUGGCUUGAUGAUCUCCGUCUAAUUUUACUGUUUUUUCUCUGUUUUACUUCAAUUAAA
Molecule: messenger RNA, 1809 nt
Organism: Capsicum annuum
Lineage: Eukaryota; Viridiplantae; Streptophyta; Magnoliopsida; Solanales; Solanaceae
Product: protein TonB-like
Exons: 3
Coding region: 749-1168 (139 amino acids)
Source: RefSeq, a predicted model, not a curated record